AAGUUUAGUUGGGUUAUAUGUAAGUGACAUAUAAUUAAGUGGCUUUGAAACUAGUAUAUACAGUGAAGGGACAUUUGCAAAUGUCUGAAUGUCAUAGGAUUAGAAGAAGAAUAUUCAAACCAAGUGACAUUUGUAGAUUCAAUAUUAAUAUUAAAGCUUUUAUAGAAUUUAAUGCAAUGCCAUCCAUCCAUUUUUAUUGUGCUUUUAGUGUCUGAUAUACUUUAAUGCGUUUUUUAGUUGGGCAUAUUAAAAAACCCAGUCUCUAUAAUAGCUUCCCAGUAAUUUCUUGUGUUGUGAUUUAUGUGUAUAAAAGCAUUAAAAUGUUAAAUAGCAUCUUCCAUUUAAGCUUUAGUAGCAGCAUGGCAUUAGAGUUUGUGUGUUUGAUACGUCUCAGUUUAAGCUUAAAGGUUGGGAAACAUGCUAUUUCAUGCGUUCUGACUUCUUUACACUGUUAAACGUGCUGGCUUCUCAUUCUUAACAUGGUAAACUCCUUACGAAUUGGACACAUGAUGCAGUAUUUCUGAGCUGGAUACACUUGGUGUUGGUGUAGAUCUCAGAAAGUUUUUUUUGUACUUGAAUUCCUGUUUCUUAACAAGGGUUCUUAGUCCCGCCCGUUCUUAGUGCCUUUAGCAGCAAGUCGAUAAAUUGCGAUUAAAGUCACUUCCAUGUUGGCUUCACAAGAGAGUUGGCUUCAUACAUGCCAUGAUGUAUUAUGUGCUCGUGCUGUAGUUCCGCCCCUUUGCACACCACCCGGAGGUCGACUGUUUUCGAAUCUUCUUUUAGAAUCUUUUAGUGCUGGGCCGCUCCAUCUAUCAGUUUCAAACGAUCUGCAUAUCCAAAGUAAUCCAACUAGUAAUAGUGAUGAUAAAAUAUAUUGUAAUAUAGAUGUUACUACUCCGAUUGUAGUUUGAAAAACAGGCAAAUAUUAUUUAUAUUAAAACGCAUUCAGCCGUUUCUAAAAGAUCUGACACGAUUUGUCUGGUGGAAUAAAAACUUUUUAGGUCUUUUUUUAAGCAAAAGCGUGAAGUCAAAUAUAGUAUACAUUGAAUAUAUUAAAGGGAUAGUUCAUCAUUUAAUCUUUCUCAGAUUGUUUCUAAACCUAGAUAAAAAAAAAAUUGUUCUGCCAAACACAUAGGAAGACAUUUGGAAGAAUGUCAGUAACCAAACCCGGGGGGAGGAUGAGGUCUGUUUCGUUACUGACAUUCUUUCAAAUAUCUUUCUCUGUAUUCAUCAGAACAAAGAAAUGUAAAUAGAUUUGGAACAACCUGAGGGUGAGUUAAUGAUGCCAUAAUUUUCAUUUUUGGGUGAGUUGUGCCUUUAAAUGUAGUCAAAAGGCUGAAAUAAGUAUGAUCAUCAUGGCCAGUUGUUCCAGUUUCUUUGCAUAUGUUCAGAGUGGUGCAAACAUCGAAUUUUCCUACCACUAUAUUUAGCCCACCUGCAUCAGCCUAUCGCAGGCAAGCAGGAAGUGAUGGAUGCUUUAUAGACACACCCGGUCCAUCCCUUCCCCCAAUGAAUCUCAUCUCAAUAGGUGUGUGGAGGAGCCGGUCAUGAAUACUGUCGGACAGGGUUAGAAUAGGGUUAGUGAGUUUUGAUCUGAGAAGUGAAACUCUUGGGACAUGGAACUGAAUCACUAAAAAAAGAAGCAGGCACACGGGAACACCACUAAAUCAGACGCUGACCUCUUUAUAUCAGUUUUGGUGUCUUUCUCUCGCUCUCAUUUCACGCUCCCUUCUCUUCUGGUUUUAAUCUCAUCUAACCUUGAGGAUGAUCAACUAGCAGAGAGAGAGAACCAGAGGCUGAGGGAUACGCCGCUUUCCAGGAGGACAGUUCUGCCGAUGAGGCCGAGAGUCCAUCCAAGAUGAAGCGUUCCAAAGGUAUCCAUGUCUUCAAGAAGCCCAGUUUCUCCAAGAAGAAAGAGAAGGAUUUCAAGGUGAAGGAGAAAGGGCCGAAGGAGGAGAAGGCCAAGGACAAGAAGUCUAAAGACCUGACAGCGGCGGACGUAGUGAAACAGUGGAAAGAAAAGAAGAAGAAGAAGAAGCCCACCACGGAACCCGAACCCGUCGUCACGGAGACAGCUGCGACGUUCCGGCCGAUCUUUGGAGCACCUUUAGGAGAGGCGGUGAGGAGAACGGCGCUGUACGAUGGCAUACAGCUUCCAGCCAUCUUCAGAGAGUGUGUGGACUACAUCGAGAGCUACGGCAUGAAAUGUGAAGGCAUCUAUCGCGUCUCUGGUAUGAAGUCUAAAGUGGAUGAGCUGAAGGCAGCGUAUGAUCGCGAAGAGUGUCCGUGUCUGGAGGAGUAUGAUCCCCACACGGUGGCUAGUUUGCUGAAGCAAUACCUGCGAGAGCUUCCCGAUAGCCUGCUGGGUAAAGACAUGGCCCCGCGCUUCGAGGAAGCCUGCGGGCGACCCAGCGAGGCGGAGAAACUGCAGGAGUUUCAGCGACUUUUGGGAGAGGUGCCUGCGGGGAGCAGACUUCUGCUGGCCUGGCUCAUCACACACAUGGACCACGUCAUCGCCCGCGAGGCUGACACGAAGAUGAACAUCCAGAAUAUCUCCAUCGUGCUCAAUCCCACCGUACAGAUUGGGAACCGUGUGCUGUACGUCUUCUUCACUCACGUCCGUGAGCUGUUUGGCGAUGUGGUUCUGAAGCCUGUCGUCCAUCCUCUGCGCUGGUCUAACAUGGCUACCAUGCCCACCCUGCCCGAGACCCAAGAGAGUAUCAAAGAGGAGAUCCGCAGACAGGAGUUCUUGUUGAACCGUCUUCACAGAGAUCUGCAGGCCGGUGUGAAGGACUUGUCUAAGGAAGAGAGACUGUGGGAGGUGCAGCGUAUUGUCACGGCUCUGAAACGCAAACUCCGUGAGGCUAAGAGACAGGAGUGUGAGACCAAAAUCGCACAGGAGAUCGCCAGCCUGUCUAAAGAGGAUGUGUCAAAAGAGGAGAUGUCUGAGAAUGAGGAAGAGGUUAUUAAUCUUCUCCUGGCACAGGAGAAUGAGAUCCUAACAGAGCAGGAAGAGCUGAUCUCGCUGGAGCAGGUGCUGCGCCGACAGAUAGCCACAGAGAAAGAGGAGAUCGAACGGCUGAGUGCGGAGAUCGCAGACAUACAAAGCCGACAGCAGGGUCGCAGUGAGACAGAGGAAUAUUCAUCCGACAGUGAGAGCGAGAGUGAAGAUGAAGAAGAACUGCAGAUGAUUCUAGAAGACCUGCAGAAACAGAAUGAAGAACUGGAGAAUAAAAACACUCAUCUGAAUCAGGCCAUCCACGAGGAACAGGAGGCCAUAUUGGAACUGCGUGUUCAGCUCCGCCUACUUCAGAGCCACAAACUGCAACAGGAGCUCACCUCCCCGCCCACAGCUGAACAGGUUAGGCCUUCUCAGCCUAGUCCAGAAGAACGAUCAAGAGCGGAUGAGCCAAUCAAACGUGCCGCAGCGGUCACCAUAGAUUCGCCCGCUGCGCCCGCCCCUGCCCCAGCCAAUGGGAAGCCUGGAAAAGAUGCGAUGAAACCAUCGCCUAGCAAAGACAAGAGGGAGGCCAACCUGUAAUUCAUCUGACCUUCUCUGUACCCCUUCAUCAGUUCACCUGCAUUUGUGUUUGUGCUCAUCGUCUCCCUGUCACAACCCAGCGUAACGGCACGGUGUUGCCAGCAUUUCAUAAGGUGAAGGGAGAUUUUUCUGGAGAAAACACGAUGAGUAGGCAUUGUGAACUGUCAAAGUUCUUGAAACAGACUGGAAUUGAAUGCAUUAUUUUUACACACAUAAGUCUGUAUAUGAAGUUUAAGCUGAAAUGAAUGUCAGCACAAUCGGAUCCGUGCGUUCGGAUGAGUUACAUCUCGUCUCCUGACACAUGUCUGGUGGUAGUUCUCCUUGAUUUUUUUCUAGUUAGUAUUUAAAAUCUGUAUGAAUUUCACAAAAUCUGUCAAGAACACGUCCAGGUCACAUAUUAAUCUCAGAUCAGAAGAACAAAAAACAAGAAAAUGAAGACAAUAGAACGUCUUUUCUACCUUUUUCCUUCUAUUAUAAUGCAUAAUGCGUAAACAGUUUAAUUAUUGCUACAUAUUACUAUGAUUAAAAAUCCUAUUAUUUUAUUUGAAAAAUAUUUCAUAGUAUUUGAUAUGGGUAGAUGGAAUGAUCCUUGAUUUCUGUUUGCAAAAUAUGUUAUUGAGCCAAGCGCGUUCUUGACAGGGGUGUGAGACGUUUCAACAAGCUUCAACAAUGAGACGUCUUCUGUACCUUUCGUUUGAUUGGUCAGUUAAUCACACAAGUGACAUUCAUAGGCAAGCAUCACAAUCAUUUCAGACCGAUGACUUAGCACACAGAUGUGUCUAACUGGUUUUUGUUAACAAUGUUCCACUUUUUAUUCAUUACGUCCUGUUUAUUUAUACAGUUUCGCUCACAAUUAAAUCACAAAUGAGAAUGUACACUGAGAAGUAUCCUGCACGUCUUUUGCCAAGCAGCAGAAAAUUAGAGCGGGCUGCUAUUUCUCCUCAUGAGUUCCAGUUGUAAGUUCAGUUCCGGAUCAAACCGGACUCAGUCCUGCAAAAUGAAGUUUGUGUUCUGAAACUAUCGUGCCAUAGGUAGCUGUCUGCCGCCGCACAGAAGAAUUUAUCAGAAGAUGCUCUUGGACAUUGUAAUACAUCUAGAUUGUAUUUUUACCUAAAGAUAUUGCAACGAAUGGGUUCUGAGCAUUUAUAAUAAAUUUCACUAUUUAAUACUUAAAAUAUAUAUAUAAACAUGUCAACUUUCACUGCACUCAACUAUGCAGACGUGCACUAGAACAAGAAAUAGUGAUCGCCGUUAAUUGUUGAAUUGGUAACAUUUUUGUUUAUUGCCGUACAUUCACAUUAUGUCAUGUCUUAUGAACUUUAAUACAUAUAGGGAAGCACAAAAUCACAAUUUUAAUUAAAACAUAUUAUGGGAUGUUUUACA
Molecule: messenger RNA, 4924 nt
Organism: Triplophysa dalaica
Lineage: Eukaryota; Metazoa; Chordata; Actinopteri; Cypriniformes; Nemacheilidae
Gene: ralbp1
Product: ralA binding protein 1
Exons: 9
Coding region: 1859-3541 (560 amino acids)
Biological process (GO): small GTPase-mediated signal transduction; positive regulation of GTPase activity; endocytosis
Cellular component (GO): membrane
Molecular function (GO): GTPase activator activity; small GTPase binding
Source: RefSeq, a predicted model, not a curated record